This is a messenger RNA of Rubroshorea leprosula, 1137 nucleotides long. The record is from the annotation of a GenBank genome assembly. NCBI's taxonomy places the organism in Eukaryota, Viridiplantae, Streptophyta, Magnoliopsida, Malvales, Dipterocarpaceae.
CACAAACACAUAUCCUAAUCUCAGAACUAAGACAGCUGAGAUGAAGAAAAUGCAGACCUCUAGCUAUUUCUUUUUUCUACCCACUCUCCUUGUCCUGCUUUCUCUGGCUAAAGGGCAGCCCCUUGUUCCUGCAAUGUUCAUAUUUGGAGACUCAGUCAUGGAUGCCGGCAACAACAAUCACCUCUCCACCAUUAUAAAAUCAAACUUCCCUCCCUAUGGAAGAGACUUCGUUGAUCACAAACCAACUGGAAGAUUCUGCAACGGAAAAUUAGCUGCGGACUUAAUUGCUGAAAACAUUGGCUUCACUUCGUAUCCUCCGGCUUACCUUAGUAAAAAUGCCACUGGAAGCAAUCUGUUGAUUGGUGCCAACUUUGCCUCUGCUUCCUCUGGUUACUAUGAUACUACAGCAAAGCUAUAUGAGACCCUUUCACUGCCUCAGCAACUAGAACAUUACAAGAAGUACCAGAAACAGCUGGCGGCAAUCGCCGGACAAUCCAAUGCUUCCUCCAUAAUAUCCGGCGGUCUCUACAUGCUCAGUGACGGAGCUAGUGACUUCCUUCAGAACUAUUACAUUAAUCCCCUGCUGUACAAAGUCUACACACCCGAUCAAUUCUCCGAUAUCCUCAUGCAUUCCUACUCCAAUUUCAUUCAGAAAUUGUAUGGAUUGGGAGCAAGGAAGAUCGGAGUGACGUCAUUGCCACCGUUGGGGUGUUUACCGGCAGCCAUCACGGUUUUCGGCGAGGACAGCAACAAAUGCGUCGCCAAAUUAAACCGAGACGCCGUUUCAUUCAACAACAAACUCAACACGACAUCUCAAAGCCUGCAAAAACAGCUGUCCGGCCUCAAUCUCCUUGUCUUCGACAUCUACAAACCUCUCCUCGAUCUCGUCAAUCACCCUGCCGACAACGGGUUUGCGGAGGCGAGGAAGGCUUGCUGCGGAACAGGGCUGCUGGAAACGGCGAUUCUCUGCAACUCUAAGUCGAUCGGAACGUGUGCGAACGCGACGGAGUACGUGUUUUGGGAUGGUUUCCAUCCGUCGGAGGCUGCGAACAAGAUGUUGUCCGAUGCUCUCUUAGUCGAGGGCAUCUCCCUCAUCCUUUAAUAAUGGAGUUGUGUUCUUUAUGCUAUUAUGUUGUC